Hibiscus syriacus is the source of this 1823-nucleotide messenger RNA. RefSeq names its product ankyrin repeat-containing protein BDA1-like. The record is from RefSeq and is a predicted model, not a curated record. The transcript has 2 exons. The coding region runs from base 126 to 1685 and encodes 519 amino acids. Gene Ontology annotation, molecular function: protein binding. NCBI's taxonomy places the organism in Eukaryota, Viridiplantae, Streptophyta, Magnoliopsida, Malvales, Malvaceae.
ACCAAAACCAUAGACUUAAUUUGUCUUAAUAUAUUGUUUCCUUGGUGGCUUUAACGCAGACCAUACAACCCAAAAUCUUUUUAUCUUUUUAUCUCUCUUCUUGUCGGUUGAUUCUUCCUUCAGGCAUGGAAGAAAGUUUGAGAACAGCUGCUCGUGUAGGUAAUAUUAGUGAAUUAUAUACACUAAUCCACAGAAACGGAAAUGUUUUGAGGCGUCUAGACAAGGUUGAGUUCAUCGAGACGCCUUUACACAUAGCUGCAGAAGAAGGGUGCAUGCGGUUUGCGAUGGAGAUUAUGAGCUUAAAGCCAUCCUUCGCUAGAAAGCUAAACCAACAAGGUCUGAGUCCCGUCCACCUCGCCGUCGAGAAAGGGCAUAAGGAGAUGGCGGUACGUCUCUUGGAAAUCGAUACCGGUCUUGCUCGAAUCAAAGGGAAGAAUGGGGAGACUCCUCUGCACUACAUUAGUAGAUUUGGAAACAGUGAUGAUCUGUUGGAAAAAAUUUUGGAAGCUUCCCCUGAUUGCAUCCGAGAUGUUUCAAAUCAAAAUCGCACUGCUUUGCACAUGGCAGUGGAAAACAAAAAACUAGACGUCCUCCAAGUACUAAUAGGAACGCUUAGGAAGAAAGACUAUUAUCAAGAAACGGUGAACCGAAAGGACGAAGACGGUAACACCGCGCUGCACUUAGCUGCUAGAUAUAAUCAACUCGAGAUGGUGAAGCUGCUAUUGAACUGCAAAGCAGAUAGGCAAGCCAGGAAUCAGGAUGGUUUGACAGCACUCGAGGUUGCAGAACAACAUAAUAGCAGAGAAAGCAUCACGGUUCUACGCGGUUUCUCCAUUCCAUUUGUUUCAAACUUUUCUUAUCAGGUCGAUAAACAAAUCAUGAAAUACGUGACAAAAGCAUCAUCGUUAAUUUUUCAUGAUUUGGAGAAUACAUCGGAGCAGGACCGCAAUGCUUUACUAGUAAUUUUAGGACUCCUGCUGACUGCUACCUACCAAACAAGUCUUAGCCCACCCGGUGGCGUUUGGCAGACCGACUGUUCUUCGAGCUCCGCUGGUUCGAAACGUAUCGAAGAAAGGGAAUCCCCAGGGAGUAUAGGGACAGUAGUGAUGGAUCAAUACUAUUUCCUUAUGUUCUAUAGUCUAACCUACAUUGUCUUCAUGGUGGCCUUCUUCCUAACACUCGCCCUGCUUAAACCUUUCCCCCGUGGGAUCAGAAAUACGCUUCAAUUACUACUAGCGUUUCUCGCACUCUGCUUCGACCAAUCGAUAUCUACCAUAGCUCCAACCUUCUCAACAGCUAUAAUUCUACGUGCAUUUUCAACGAUCAUUUUUGUUUUCAUGGUGUUCAUGUGCACCUCAUACAAGGUGUCAAAACUUAGUGUUUCGAUCGUCGGAUGUUGGAUAUUCCCUUCGCUUUCGCUCUCCAUUCUUGCCGGAGGAGUAGUUGUAGGUGCAAUUCAAGGAUUCUUGUUAUUCCUUAUCCUAUACGAUGAGUUCUGGAAAGGAACCUUGUUAGUUGUAGUUUACAGUCUAUUUGUUGGUGAGGGUUAUAGAAGUGUCUAUGGCUGGAAAUACCCUGCAGCAUUCAUAGCAUACUGGUUAUUACUUAACGUAUGUCAAUUCUGCAUAAGCGUUGUAUUAAAAGUUGCAACGAUUUUCAAUCUAAUUUUAAUUCGAUCGGUAUAGAUGCUGUGACGACGUUUAGGAGGAUGUGGAUUCAAACACGUUUUAAGAUACAAUAUCCUAAGAUUUAAGGAUCUGUAAAGUCUAAAUAGUUUGAGGGUUGUGUAAAAAUAAUUGUGAUAAUUAAUUAGUAAAAUUAAU